AUAUAUAUAUAUAUAUUACGAGCGUAUCAUAGAGAAAGAUAUUUUGUUGCAUACGUGAAUAGAUGUUGUAAUAUUAAUGAAAUUUCAAAUAGACAUUUAGGGCGUUAUUUCAUGUUACUUUAUGCGUCUGUUAAAAAUCGUCAUUUGUUCUUUGAACCGGUCAAAGAUAUUUUUAUGAUCGAUGGCGUGACGUUAUAAUAACGCACAUAACCUCUUGUGGGCAAUGACGGCCCAUCGUUCGAUUUAAUUUACACGUAACAUUAGUAUAAUGUCAUUACGAUUAGAAAAUUACUAGGAGUUUUCAAUCUUAGUUCAACAAGUUUAUUAUGAAAUUCUUUGAUAUGAAAAUUGACAUAAUUACGCUAACAACGCCGAGAUGGUUAAUGAUUUGAGAUUUGCGAAUUAUGGACAGUUUAUACCAUUAUGGUAAGUUUGCGAAUUUUAUAUUCGUUGAUAGAUAUCAAGUUCUUUUUUUUCUUUCCCUUAUAAGCGCCCGCGCGAACACACACACACACACACACACAAACACGCACAGAGCAGACACAGGUUGUUACAAUCCAUGCAACGAUCUACUACUACUCGUAUACCAUCACGUAAGAUGCAGGAUACAUUAUUCACGGUCUUUCUCCUCGAAGUAUUGUACAUACUUUUAUAAAGAACUUCGCGCAAGCGUAACAUUGAAGAAUAUGGAUCCUCUGGUCUAAGGUCUCGCGCACCGAGCAAGGCGAUGGAGCGUUACGAACGAUUGGCACGUCUUGGAGAGGGUAGUUACGGAGUCGUCUUCCAAUGUAAAGAUCGGCAUACUGGAAAAUUGGUGGCCGUUAAAAAAUUUCAACAAACGGAGGACGAUCCUCUCAUACGAAAAAUUGCGCUUCGGGAGAUACGCUUGCUAAAGAAUUUGAAACACCCAAAUUUGGUGAAUCUUUUGGAAGUAUUCAGGCGAAAAAGAAAGCUGCAUUUGGUAUUCGAAUACUGCGAACAUACACUUUUAAACGAAAUGGAGAAAUUCCCGUAUGGUUGUCCCGAUCUCAUGAUCAAACAGCUUACGUGGCAAAUUCUUCAAGGUAUUGCCUAUUGUCACCGACUCGGUUGCGUUCACAGAGAUGUCAAGCCAGAGAAUAUUUUAAUUACGGCGGAGGGUGUUGUAAAACUUUGUGAUUUUGGAUUUGCACGAAUGCUUAGUCCUGGAGAAAAUUAUACGGAAUACGUAGCAACGAGAUGGUACAGAGCACCAGAAUUAUUGGUUGGGGAUACUCAAUAUGGAACUCCCGUAGACGUUUGGGCAAUAGGGUGUGUAUUUGCCGAGUUAAUACGAGGAGAAGCUCUAUGGCCUGGCAAAUCGGACGUGGAUCAACUUUAUUUGAUAAGAAGAACUGUAGGCGAUCUAUUACCAAGACACAUUGCUAUAUUUCAACAAAAUGAAUUCUUUGCUGGUAUAACACUUCCAUCGCCGCAAAAGCUUGUACCAUUUAAGGAUGUUUUCCCUGAUAGACCCAGUACACUCUUACAGAUUGAUUUUUUGGAGAAAUGUUUGGAUAAAGAUCCAAAUGUAAGGUGGACGUGCGAGCAACUUCUACAGCAUGGAUACUUUGAAAAUUUUCAUUUUAAAAUUCCUGACGUGGAAUUAGAAGAAUUCGAAAAGCUCAAAAAAUAUAGAGAUCGUUCGCGAUUAAGUCAGGUAAAUAGUCAUGCGGUCGAAGACCAUGGAUACCGGACCGAUAAUUCGAAAUACAAUCAAAUGCUAUUACCGCAACUUCCUCAAAUGAACGUUGUCGCGCAUGGUCAAAAUGACAAUCGGCCUAAAAGCACAACCAUGCAACAUCAGCAAGGCUUCGAUCAUCUGCCUACGAUAAGAGGCUGCAAUUAAUAUUCCUCGAGAUUGUAAAGUAUAUCUACUUGUGGUUCGUUAGGUAUACAUAUAUAAUAUAUUAUAUAUAUAUACAUAUUAUCCCAUUUCUUUACGGGAUCGAUGAUGAGGACGAUGAUGAUGAUAAUGAUG
This is a messenger RNA of Vespula pensylvanica (western yellowjacket), 1999 nucleotides long. RefSeq names its product cyclin-dependent kinase-like 4. Gene Ontology annotation, cellular component: nucleus. Gene Ontology annotation, biological process: protein phosphorylation. Bases 728 to 1867 code for a protein of 379 amino acids. Gene Ontology annotation, molecular function: ATP binding; cyclin-dependent protein serine/threonine kinase activity. The transcript is spliced from 5 exons. The record is from RefSeq and is a predicted model, not a curated record. Lineage: Eukaryota; Metazoa; Arthropoda; Insecta; Hymenoptera; Vespidae.